AAAGAAGCCAUUUUUCACCAUCAUCGCUCUGGUGCGGAUGGCGAGCAAGCCGUGACCCUAGUUUCGAUCUCGUGAAAAUUUAGAAAACUGCGAUGAAAAUGUCCAAUUUGGUGUGAAAAUUCAGUGCACAGUGCUGAGGAAAAUGUCGCAGUAGUGAUUGGAUCGUGCAAUUAGUGCCGAGUGGUUCCGAUUUCCUCCGUUUUUCACCGUUUCCGUCUCGGGUGGUGAUGUUGAAAAUUUCCUAGGUUUUUUUUCCCUUGCCUACUUGGAUCGGUUUCGGUACGGGGAGUGCUAGUGCUGCCGCUGACUGGAACAAAAGUCUUUUUUCGGGGCCCCCUCAUCGUCAUCAUCAACGACGGAACAGGCAGAUAGAGGUGGCUACGACCGGUGUAAAGAGGUGCACCAAAGAAAAGGCGGACAAAGUCAGUCGGAAGUAAGGGAAAAAAUUAGAUCGAUAUUUUUCCUCCGUCGUCAUCGCGGUUGGGUUAUCGCGGGGAGGACAAUUUGUCGGUCGGGAGCUAGGCGGUGUGACCGUGUCCAUCGUCGUCGCGGAUUGCUAGUCCCGUUCGCUGGAAAGUGAGCGGUGAAAACGAAGAAAAAGUGCAAUUUUCGGUUCGACGGACGGCACAUGUGUCGUGUGUGUGUGGAGGAAAAAAAACCAUAUAGUCGUCCACUGUAUCGCAACGCAACAACACAGUGCCAGUGCAGUCUAGUCGGGAAAAUAAAUCUGCCGUUUUCGGUUGUCCACGGCUCCCUGGUGCCGCCGCCGACGUGGAUUGUUGAAAGUCGAUUUUAGUUCGUGCGAUCCAACACAGCUACGGAAGUGUUACAUUUAGCGAAUACGGUGAAAAAGUGCUUUAUCCAAAACGCGGUGAAGAAAACAGACGGAAGGAAGUGUUGCUCUUCUAGAAAACGGGGCUCCACCAGCUAACCAACGCAAACACGACAACCAGGCACAAAACGAAGUAGAAAGACAACGGCCUGCCCGCUGAGACGGAACGACCGACGACGUCGACCGUCUUGCUGCUCCUCGAGAGUGCGAGCGACCCCGCUCCAUCGCGGCGCAGUCAGCGUUUGUGGUGCUGCGGAGUGCCAGUUAGUGAGUGUUGUGUUUUGUGAUUCGGCAAGCUGAGGAGAGUGAGUGAGAGAACGGCCGAAUAAUAGAAUAAAGAAAAAUGUCGGGCGAUCGGGAAAUUCCAGCUGAGGAUAGCAUCAAGGUGGUGUGCCGUUUCCGGCCGCUCAAUGACAGCGAGGAACGGGCCGGAUCGAAGUUCAUCGUUAAGUUUCCCUCCGGUCCAGAGGAAAACUGUCUUUCGAUAGGGGGCAAAGUAUACCUCUUCGACAAAGUCUUCAAACCGAACGCCACACAGGAAAAGGUCUACAAUGAGGCGGCCAAGUCGAUCGUCAGCGACGUGCUGGCCGGGUACAACGGGACGAUCUUCGCCUACGGUCAGACUUCGUCCGGCAAGACGCACACAAUGGAGGGCGUGAUCGGCGACCCCGGCAAGCAGGGUAUCAUUCCACGUAUCGUCAACGACAUCUUCAACCACAUCUACAGCAUGGAGGUGAAUCUUGAGUUCCACAUCAAAGUGUCCUACUACGAAAUCUACAUGGACAAAAUUCGGGACCUGCUGGACGUGUCCAAGGUGAACCUGAGCGUACACGAGGACAAAAACCGAGUGCCGUACGUCAAAGGCGCCACGGAACGGUUCGUGUCCAGUCCGGAGGAUGUGUUCGAAGUCAUCGAAGAGGGUAAAUCCAACCGGCACAUAGCCGUGACGAACAUGAACGAACACUCGUCCCGAUCGCACUCGGUGUUCCUCAUCAACGUCAAACAGGAAAAUCUCGAAAAUCAAAAGAAACUUUCCGGCAAGCUGUACUUGGUGGAUUUGGCUGGUUCCGAGAAGGUCUCGAAAACCGGCGCCGAGGGUACGGUGCUAGACGAGGCGAAAAACAUCAACAAAUCGCUCUCGGCCCUAGGUAAUGUGAUAUCGGCGCUGGCCGACGGCAACAAAACUCACAUCCCGUAUCGUGACUCGAAGCUGACGCGAAUUCUGCAGGAAUCGCUCGGUGGUAAUGCACGCACCACCAUCGUCAUCUGCUGUUCCCCGGCCAGCUUCAACGAGGCGGAAACCAAAUCGACGCUGGACUUCGGACGAAGAGCCAAGACCGUUAAGAACGUGGUCUGCGUGAACGAGGAACUGACGGCCGAAGAAUGGAAACGACGGUACGAGCGGGAAAAGGAAAAGAAUGGCCGACUGAAAGGUAAGGUGGAGAAAUUGGAAGCGGAACUGGCGAGAUGGCGGGCAGGCGAAACAGUUAACGUGGACGAACAGCUUGAUCUGCAGGACGUUAUGGAAGCCAGCACACCAAACGUGGAAGUCCUGUUAGAAAAACCUCCCGAUCUUCCGGUUCCUGCUACCCCAAGCGGCCUAGCAAUGGUGGGCUCGAUCACGGCGGACGAGCGAACAGCCCUGGAACAGGAACGAGAACGUCUCUACCAGCAGCUGGAUGACAAGGAUGAGGAAAUCAACCAGCAGUCACAGUACGUUGAGAAGCUGAAGGAGCAAAUCAUGGACCAGGAAGAGUUGAUCGCCAACACCCGAAGGGAUUACGAGAACCUACAGGCAGAAAUGACCCGCAUCCAGCAGGAAAACGAAAGCGCAAAGGAAGAAGUUAAGGAAGUUCUCCAGGCCCUCGAAGAACUGGCUGUGAACUACGAUCAAAAAUCGCAGGAAAUCGAAUCCAAAAAUAAGGAAAUCGAUUCGGUCAACGACGAACUACUGCAGAAGCAGACCUCGCUAAACAGCGCCCAGUCGGAGCUGCAGCAACUGAAGGACAUGUCUGCGCACCAAAAGAAGCGAAUCAACGAGAUGUUGAGCAAUUUGUUGCGAGAUCUCUCGGAAGUCGGACAAGCGUUGGCAGCCGAUCAGAAUGAAAUGAAGCUUAACGUGGAGGCAUCUGCUGGAAAACUAGAGGAAGAAUUCACCGUAGCCCGGUUAUACAUCAGCAAGAUGAAAUCCGAAGCGAAGAACGUUUCGCAACGGUGUUCCAAUCUGGAGAACCUCCAGCAGGAAGCCAACAAGAAGGUGGGUGACUACGAGAAGGAUUUGAGCGAGUGCCGACUGCUGAUCUCGCAACACGAGGCUCGCAUGAAGUCACUUCAGGAGUCGAUGCGGGAGGCGGAGAACAAGAAGCGAACGCUGGAGGAAAACGUGGACGCCCUGCGGGAAGAAUGCGCCAAGCUUAAGGCCGCCGAGCAGGUGUCGGCAGUGAAUGCCGAGGAGAAACAGAAGGCUGACCAGCUGAAGGCUGCAUUCGAGAACCAGAUGGACCAACUGCGGGAUGCCCACACGAAACAGGUGGCGACACUUCGUGAUGAGAUUUCCGAGAAGCAGGAAUUCAUCAACGAACUGAAGGACACCAACCAGAAGCUAUCGCUUGCCCACCAGCAGAUGACGGCCGACUACGAGAAGCUGCGACAGGAGGAAGCCGAGAAGUCCGCCAAACUGCAGGAACUAAUGCUUACAAACGAGCGACGAGAGCAGGCUCGUAAGGAUCUCAAGGGACUGGAAGACACCGUCGCCAAGGAGCUACACACGCUGCAUGCCCUGCGGAAGCUCUUUGUACAGGAUCUUCAGUCCCGCAUCAAGAAGUCCAUCAACUCGGAGGAAACCGAGGAUGACGGUGGCUCGCUCGCCCAGAAGCAGAAGAUCUCCUUCCUCGAGAACAACCUGGAACAGCUGACCAAGGUGCACAAGCAGCUGGUGCGGGACAAUGCGGACUUGCGGUGCGAGCUGCCGAAAUUGGAGAAGCGGCUGCGGACGACGAUGGAGCGGGUGAAGGCGUUGGAGACGGCCCUGAAGGAGGCCAAGGAGGGUGCAAUGCGUGACCGCAAGCGCUACCAGUACGAGGUGGACCGCAUCAAGGAAGCCGUGCGCCAGAAGAAUCUGGCCCGGCGGGGACCGCAGGCGCAAAUCGCAAAACCGAUUCGUGCCGGACAGGGACACAUCAUGUUCAAGACGGUUACCUCCGGCGGUUCACCGGUGACACCGAAAGCGGUGACGGACGAGAAGAGGAAAUCCAUUGUGAAAGAAUCCGACAGUUGAAUCGACUAAGCGCAACACCAGCAUGCGCGGCUUAGCAAACGAACGCAAUUCUCAAAGAGAAAACAAGAAACUGCUACCGUUUAAGCGCUAAAUUUUCCACGCUGCAAUUAUUAAUAUAAAUUCUACAUAUGGAUAUGUAACUACAACUACUACUACUACUAAAAUUACGGCAACACAGCUAGUGACGUGAACCUUCUCCCGCCCUUUACAAUGCUAGGUGUAAAAGACGGUGGUGGAGGAGGCGAAAGGAAGACGAUGAGGUACUAUUCUCUUAUUUCAGCGAAGCAAAAUUGUGCAUCAAAAAUUUUACCACUAUAGAGGCAACAAAAUUUAUUAGGAUAACCAAUGAUGAACAUCAAAACUAUUUUUUUGUCCUAGAUGUUAAGCACCAAAUAUUGUAACGAAUAAAAUCCAAUUUAGAAAGAAUGACUCAACCAGA
Armigeres subalbatus is the source of this 4548-nucleotide messenger RNA. Its product is annotated as kinesin heavy chain-like. Lineage: Eukaryota; Metazoa; Arthropoda; Insecta; Diptera; Culicidae. Gene Ontology annotation, molecular function: microtubule motor activity; ATP binding; microtubule binding. Bases 1176 to 4109 code for a protein of 977 amino acids. The transcript is spliced from 9 exons. The record is from RefSeq and is a predicted model, not a curated record. Gene Ontology annotation, cellular component: microtubule. Gene Ontology annotation, biological process: microtubule-based movement; mitotic cell cycle.